Messenger RNA from Lineus longissimus, 4338 nucleotides. Its product is annotated as ATP-dependent DNA/RNA helicase DHX36-like. Lineage: Eukaryota; Metazoa; Nemertea; Pilidiophora; Heteronemertea; Lineidae. Gene Ontology annotation, molecular function: DNA helicase activity; G-quadruplex DNA binding; G-quadruplex RNA binding. The transcript has 19 exons. The record is from RefSeq and is a predicted model, not a curated record. The coding region runs from base 140 to 3340 and encodes 1066 amino acids. Gene Ontology annotation, cellular component: cytoplasm; intracellular anatomical structure.
UUUUUUGGUAUUUUUUGGUAUUUCCCCAUCUGGAGCAGAAAUCAAUUAAGUGUUGCAAUAUCCGUUGGCAUUCUAUUCAACGGGGUUCCUGAUGGUGUUGCCAGUAAAAAACAUGUGAGGAGUUUCCCCAUCUGACAUCAUGACAGAUCAUUACAAAACGCUUGGGCUCAACCAAGGAGCCUCAGUAGAAGAGAUCAAGAAAGCUUUCAGAAAACUGGCGAAAAAAUGGCAUCCAGACAAAAACAAGUCAAGCAGUGCCACGGAAAAGUUCCAACAGCUUCGUGCUGCGUACGAUGCUUUAAUGGAACAGAAGAAAAGGGGUAAAUCCGAAGCUGGUAGUUCAAGUAGACCACCAGGCAGUUCCAGCCGACCAAAUCGUGCCCAAGCUGGUGGUUCUAGCAGACCCAAUGGUACCCAAGCUGGUGGUUCCAGCAGACCCAAUGGUACCCAAGCUGGUGGUUCCAGCAGACCCAAUGGUACCCAAGCUGGUGGUUCCAGCAGACCCAAUGGUGCCCAACCUGGUGGUUCCAGCAGACCCAAUGGUGGUUCCAGCAGACCCAAUGGUACCCAAGCUGGUGGUUCCAGCAGACCCAAUGGUGCCCAACCUGGUGGUUCCAGCAGACCCAAUGGUGCCCAAGCUGGUGGUUCCAGCAGACCCAAUGGUGCCCAAGCUGGUGGUUCCAGCAGACCCAAUGGUGGUUCCAGCAGACCCAAGGGUGCCCAAGCUGGUGGUUCCAGCCAAUCAUUUGGGGGAUUUAGGAAUUUCACCCGGCCCACUGGUGGCUAUGAUGAAGAGAGUGAUGAGGAUACCGGUUAUCAGAGAAGACAGCAACAAGGGGAAGGACCGGGAUUCGGAUUUCGGCGCUAUCAGCCUGCAGAUUCAGAGGAAUCUGAUAUCAGUGAUGAAGAGUCUGAGUCUGAUGACGAAUGGUCAGACAUCUCCGAUGAUUCAUCAGAUGACGGGGAGACUGUUGAUGAUUGCCUGAGACGUCAGCCAAACCUCGAUAGAAAAUAUCAGCAGGAAUUCCAGGAGAAACAAACUGAUGAUUCUUUCCAAAAGAUGCAGGAGGUUCGGAGGAAUUUGCCUGCUCAUAGUUACACAGAGCGUAUUUGUGAGACCGUUGCCGCCAAUCAAGUGACCGUGAUAAGUGGGGAAACAGGAUGCGGAAAAACUACCCAAGUGCCACAGUUUAUCUUGGAUGAAUUUAUCAGGAAAGGUCAGGGGUCGCAGUGUCAUAUCAUCUGCACCCAGCCCAGGAGGAUAAGUGCCGUGUCUGUUGCCCAGCGCGUUGCUGACGAAAGGGCGGAAGUUGCUGGUGGAAAUGAAAGCAGUGUUGGAUACCAGAUUGGCCUCGAGGCUGAAAGACCAAGAAAAACUGGAUCCAUUCUGUUCUGUACUACUGGAAUUGUCCUCAAAAUUCUGGAGUCGAAUCCUCUACUGAAAGACGUCUCCCAUAUUGUCCUCGAUGAAGUUCAUGAGCGCGAUCUUGACACUGAUUUCCUGCUGACUAUCGUGAAAUAUAUUCUUCCAAAACGACCCAACUUGAAGCUAAUCCUCAUGAGUGCAACAAUGAAUGCACAGCGUUUCUCAAGAUAUUGUGGUCAUUGCCCGACGCUUGAAAUCCCUGGUCGGACAUUUCCGGUGAAGAAGUUCUUUCUCGAGGAUGCUAUUGAGUUAACCAAAUAUAAACCCAAGAAAACUUGGCCUAAGCCUCGAUCAAGAGAGUUCUUUGAUUUUGAGCGUUGGGUGAGGAGACUUCCAGACAAGUAUGCUCGCUCCACUAAAGAUGUGUUAUUGAACUCAUUCAACUGUAAUCACAUUGAUUGUGAUCUUAUGGCUGCGGUAAUUCGAUACAUCGCGACCGAAAAGGACAGAGAAAACAGCGAGAAAGGGGCGAUCCUUGUCUUUAUGCCGGGAUGGGACGACAUCUCAAAACUCUACGAUACGUUGAUGUCACGGCAACUCUUCCGAUCGGAUGCUUUUCUGAUUCUUCAACUCCAUGGCUCGAUGAUGCCUAGAGAAGAACAGGACUUGGUCAUGGUGCGUCCCGAAGAAGGGGUCCGUAAAAUUAUCAUUUCUACAAAUGUUGCCGAAACUGGCAUCACCAUAGAAGAUGUGGUGUAUGUCAUCGACAGCGGAAAAUCCAAACUCUCCUAUUUUGACCCGAGAAAGAAUAUGUGUUCUUUGCAAACAGUGUCAAGCAGCAAGGCCAACUCUACUCAGAGGAGGGGCAGGGCUGGCAGGGUUUGCGCGGGGGAGUGUUACCAUAUGUACACUGCACACCAGGAGAAGAAGCUUGUUCAGUAUCACAAGCCAGAGAUCCUUCGAUCAAGACUCGAAGAUGCGUGUAUUAGAAUUAAGUUGUUGGGACGAAGUAGUAUCAUGUCAUUGUUCAAGAGAGCAAUGGAUAGACCUUCUAAAGAAUCUAUACUCAGAUCUAUUGAGUUUCUUAAGCAAUUGGAUGCUUUAGAUGAAGACGAGGAGUUGACCCCCCUUGGCGUCCAUCUGGGAAGCCUCCCAGUCGAUGUGCGUAUCGGCAAGCUGUUGAUCUAUGGAGCGUUAUUCUGCUGCCUGGACCCCAUCUUGACCAUUGCAGCCUGCUUUGAAGACAAGGCGCCCUUUGUUGCCCCAUUAGACAAGAGAAGUGAAGCUGAUGCCCAAAGGCUUAUCAUGGCAGACGGCACUAGCAGCGAUCAUCUCAUGUGGGUCAAUGGUUAUAAUGGAUGGGUCAAUGCGGGGAGAAAUAAGGAAAAAAAGGAAUAUUGUCAAGAUAACUUCAUCUCCAAUUAUUCUAUGUGGCAAGUGAACAAAAAACGCCAGCAAUUGGCAGAAAGUCUUUUCAAACUUGGAUUUAUUGGAAGCAAGUCUCCUUCCGAUCAUGAUGCCAACAGGAAUAGUGAUGAGUUAAAUGUUGUCAGGGCCGUUCUUUCUGCUAGUCUUCAUCCGAAUAUCGGACCAAUUGUUGUGGAUAAAGUCAAUGAACACACUGGCCAAUAUGAUUAUUAUAUCAGAUCCCAAGAUGAGAAAGUAUAUAUCCACCCGAAAUCGGUCAACUUCCAGAAACCAAUCUAUGAAAAUUAUGGUUAUGUUGUGUACUACCUGAAAUUGGAGACUACUAAGGUGUACAUUCAUGACGUCACAGCAAUCUCCUCAGUACCAUGGCACUUCUUUCGAAAAAAUAGGGAAGGGCAUUAUGGUCAUAAGGAUAUCUGUAAAGAUUUUUCCAAGGUUCUAAGAAAGAAAUUUGAGAAUCCGGCCCCCACUAAUUGGUCGCAAAAACAUACAGAAGGAAAGGUCAUGGAAUAUGUUGUCGAUUACUUCAAAAAUGAUGGACAAUAACCAAAGAAUCUUGGAAACGAACUUUGACUUGGACUAUACUUAGGUCAAAGCAUGGAUUUGAAUUUAUAAUGUCUCUGCCAUGGAGUGUUGAUUUUUAGGAUCCAACAUUUUAUCUUUGCUGUUGGUCUCACCAGUAUUACUGUAAAGGCAUUACUGUACUGGUAUUAUUGUACCAGUAUUACUGUAAAGGUCUUACUGUUAAGGAGUAGUUGUAGCAUAUUUUAAAACCAUAAUUUUUAUCCAUUUUCUUCCGAUCUAGUGUUAGCAAGUAUUAAAUUAGAUUCCUUAAGUCUUACUGUAAAGGUAUUACUGUAAAGGUAUUACUGUAAAUGUAUUACUGUAAAGGUCUUACUGUUAAGGUAUUACUGUUAAGGUAUUACUGUUAAUGAGUUGUAGCAUUUUUUUUUUUACUAUGACAUAUUACUGUGAAUGUGCUAAUGUGAAUGUGUUACUGUAAAGGUAUUGGCGAAUGUUUACUGUAAAGUGUGGAUUUAAGUAGUGUGUGGUCUCACUUUGAAAAGUACUGUCCAUUUUCAUCACGUCUAUAAUGUCGCCAUUGACGCGCUGCGCGAACUAUUGAGAGAUAAGCCUGCCACUGGUGCGUCACUGGUCCGUCACUGGCACAUAGAUUACAAGUUACUUACGCGAAGCAGGAAAGAUGGAUGUCAAUUGUGAUUUGGACUGUAGUUCUCAUAUGAUUUCCUAUACACUUGUAGUCACGUAGUUCAUGUAGAAAUGGUGUUUUUCAACAUUUUAAAGGGACAAUAUAGGCAGCAGCUAGGCAGGCAAUAUAAAGUUACACAAAGUCACCAUUAGGAGUCUCUCACAUCGCACAGGACGUCGAAAUGAUUCUCGCUUGUACGAGGAAUACAUUUAGUGCUAAAUCAGACGUGACCCAGGGCCCUCACUGUGUAUAUUAGUCACCUGAAGAUAGCCAAAUAAGCCCCUCUGCUCCUGCCUAUAGUCCCCCUUUAACAUCUUCAAAUAAAUCAGUGUUA